AUGAGCUCCCCACCCAAGCCACGCGUCCAACGUGAUCGCCAGAGGGACCAGUUCGAGCGCUCAUCCCCUCCCAAGAUCGACUUCGGCAUCGACUCCACCGCCAGCGAUUUGAUGCCACCAGUCCGCGCCCCCUACAUCCUGCGCAACAAGACGAGCUCCGUCUCCUCGGGCAGCACUGCCAGCUCUCCAGACCGCGAGCGCGGCCCCAUUGCCUACCCAAACUACUACGACUACACCGACCCCGAGCCCCAGCACGCCGCACCCCGCUCUCACCAGAACGCCCACUCUCCACAGCGCGACAACAUGGCCAACAUGGCGAUGCAGGUGCCCAUCCAGCAGCAGCAGGGCCAGGGCAGGCUCGUGGACAAUGCACGCAACAGCAGCAGCAACGGUCCAGUCACCACCCAGCAGAUCGCCGCGGCCGCACGCAACGGCGCCGCCCCUCGCGGGUCCAGGCCACCCAGCUACAGCGGCUCGCAACACGGGCCUCGCUCGCCUGACGACGCUCCAUUAAACAAAGUCGACAUCGACGCUGCCCGCUACAGGCAGACGCAGCAGCGUCGACCGCAGCAGCCCGUGACCAAGGACGGGCGGCCACCCACGAACGGCAGCAACCGGGCGCCGUCAUCUGGGGGUGGCGGCAUGGUCGGCGGGCGGCCCAUCAGCCCGGAGUCUCCGUUGCUCUCCCCGGCGGCGCACAUCCAGCGCCUGCCGACGCCAAGCAUCACGUCGAGCGUGCUGCAGCCACUGGACGCCAAGGUGACCGAGUACGGGUCGCUGAUGGCCGAGGCGCAGGCGGACAUGGCGGCGCUGGACGAGGAGCUGCGGCAGCUGCAGGACCGGCAGCGCGAGGCCGAGGCGCGGUUCCUCGACGCCAAGUCCAAGCACGACGACUACCGCCGGCAGUACCACGACGUGGAGCGGGCCCUGCGGGGCGACUUUGCAAGCAGCAACGGGAACAACAACGUGCCCCCCAUGCCGUCCAUGCUGAACCUGACGAGCAGCCGCCAUGACAUGAUGGAUAGCCCCAGGGGAGGUGGCAUGCACCAAGGAGGAGGAGGCCCCAUGGGGGGACAGCCGGCGAUGAGGAGCCAGCGCACCGUGAGUGCCCAUAGCGAACAGCCCAGUAUGAUGAGCCAGGAGUCGGUGCGGACGCAGAAGAGGGGCCGGUUCAGCAGGAUAUUCGGGGUGUGA
This is a messenger RNA of Diaporthe citri, 1194 nucleotides long. RefSeq lists its product as uncharacterized. The coding region runs from base 1 to 1194 and encodes 397 amino acids. The transcript has a single exon. NCBI's taxonomy places the organism in Eukaryota, Fungi, Ascomycota, Sordariomycetes, Diaporthales, Diaporthaceae. The record is from RefSeq and is a predicted model, not a curated record.